UACAAUGCGGCGAAAGCAGCGAGUUGGUUCGUGGCUUGAGUGAAAUCACAGUUCAGCAUGAAUCUGUAAACAACAAGUGUUAGAAGAGUUAAAAAAAGAAAGAAAAAGGAAAUGUCCCAAAACACAUUUCAGAGCGGAUUCUUGUCGAUACUGUACAGCAUUGGAAGCAAACCUCUUAAGAUAUGGGACAAGAAGGUAAGAAAUGGCCACAUCAAGAGAAUCACAGACAAGGACAUUCACUCACUGGUGUUGGAGGUUGAAGGGACAAACAUCAGCACCACCUACAUAACAUGUCCUGCAGACCCAAGGAAGACGUUGAGCAUCAAACUUCCUUUUCUGGUCAUGAUCGUCAAGAACCUUAAGAAGUAUUUCACCUUUGAAGUCCAGGUGAUAGACGGUAAGAAGGUUCGACGGCGUUUCCGGGCGAGUAACUAUCAGAGCACGACGCGGGUGAAGCCGUUCAUCUGCACCAUGCCCAUGAGGCUGGACGACGGCUGGAACCAGAUUCAGUUCAACCUGUCGGACUUCACCAGGAGGGCGUAUGGAACUAAUUAUGUUGAGACGCUGCGUGUACAGAUCCACGCUAACUGUCGAAUAAGGAGGGUGUACUUCUCCGACAGACUGUACUCUGAGGACGAGCUCCCAGCAGAGUUUAAACUCUAUCUGCCCGUCCAGAACCAAAAGGCCAAGCAGUAGAUCGUUCCAACCUGAACCUUUCCCUGUCACCUGAUGUGAGGUUCAGCUGUAAGACUUUCUGUGUGUAGAGAUGUGAUGUACGGAAGUGUGUUGCUUGGAUCAGUAAAAGUUUUAUGGUAUAAUUUCCGUCAUAAUUUCCUCUGUUGUAAUAAAGCACAGGAAAUUCGGGAAUAAUAAA
Messenger RNA from Scophthalmus maximus (turbot), 874 nucleotides. Its product is annotated as cilia- and flagella-associated protein 20-like. The record is from RefSeq and is a predicted model, not a curated record. Gene Ontology annotation, biological process: cilium assembly; regulation of cilium beat frequency involved in ciliary motility; positive regulation of cell motility. The transcript has 6 exons. The coding region runs from base 112 to 696 and encodes 194 amino acids. Lineage: Eukaryota; Metazoa; Chordata; Actinopteri; Pleuronectiformes; Scophthalmidae. Gene Ontology annotation, cellular component: motile cilium; ciliary basal body.